This is a messenger RNA of Mercurialis annua (annual mercury), 2030 nucleotides long. RefSeq lists its product as uncharacterized. NCBI's taxonomy places the organism in Eukaryota, Viridiplantae, Streptophyta, Magnoliopsida, Malpighiales, Euphorbiaceae. The transcript has 8 exons. The coding region runs from base 377 to 1735 and encodes 452 amino acids. Gene Ontology annotation, molecular function: ubiquitin protein ligase activity. Gene Ontology annotation, biological process: positive regulation of ERAD pathway. The record is from RefSeq and is a predicted model, not a curated record.
UUAUAAAGAUAAAUCCUUUGAUCUAUCCUAUCUAUCACCAUAUCUAUGUAUGGCAUUUAAUGAUUUCUUAUCUUCCCUUCAAUUUCAUUUUUUUCUCUGCCCAUCAAUUUCCAGACUCCCAAUUCUAAAAAAACCCAGCUCACACUAGCUCCCAUUUCUUUUAACCAAACAAUUCCUCCGUCUUGUUUUUGAUUAAUAGUCAGUUGAAAUGUUAAUAUAAUCUGUAAAUUAUUAGAGAAAAAGUCAGAAUCAGAGAGCCCAAGAAAGAAUCUCAAGGCUUUGACAGAGACGUAAAGAUCAAGAAAUGAUAUUUUCUAUAUUUCUUGGCUAAAAUUAGCAGUAAUUUUAAUUCUAUUUUCAAGAAAGAAUCCCAUUAAUGGAGUCUUGUUCUUCUGAUAAUUAUUUACCUUCUUCAUCUUCCUCCUCUUCUUUAUCUUCUGAUGUUGGUGUUAAUACCACCAGUAUUAGCAAUUCAAGAAGAUAUGGGUUAAAUAUUGCGGCUUCUAAUUUGAUUCAUGCUCCGUUAACUACCCUUUUGGAGUAUUCGGGCAUUCUUGGAGGUGGAGGUGGAAGGGGAGGCGCCACCGGUUCUCCUCCUUCUUCUCCUCCGUCGUCUUCUCGGGGGUUUAAUAGAGGUGGUGGUGGUGGUGAUGAUCAUCAUCAGGAGGUUACUAUUAGGAUAAUUAGUGGCGGCGGCGGCGGUGGUAAUGGUGGUGGGGUGGAAUCUUCAACCUCGGCUUUGUUAAAUGAUCAACCUGGUGGUGGUGAAGUGUUACCUGAAACGCUAGCUUCUGAUGGGGCGGUGGCUGGGGGUACUACUGAUGCCUCUUCUUCUAAUUCUUCUUCUUAUCAGAGAUAUGAUAUUCAAAAUAUUGCUAGGUGGAUUGAGCAAAUUCUUCCCUUUUCUUUGCUACUAUUGCUUGUUUUCAUUCGCCAGCAUUUACAAGGGUUUUGUGUGACAUUAUGGAUUGCUGCUGUUUUAUUCAAAUCAAAUGAUGUUUUAAGGAAACAGACGGCGUUAAAGGGAGAGAGAAAGAACUAUGUACUUGUAACCAUGACUGUAUUGUUCAUGCUUCACGUGGUAUCCAUUUAUUGGUGGUAUUUAAAUGAUGAUCUUCUUUACCCGUUGGCUUUGCUUCCGCCUACCAAAGUGCCUCCUUUCUGGCAUGCUGUAUUUAUAAUUGUGGUUAACGAUGCUAUGGCGCGGCAGGUAGCUAUGGCUUUCAAAUGUAUACUUUUGCUGUAUUACAAGAAUAGUAGAGGGCAAAAUUACCGGAAGCAGGGUCAAAUGCUGACUCUCAUGGAGUAUUUUUUGUUGCUAUAUCGUGCCUUGUUGCCAGCACCUGUCUGGUAUAGAUUCUUCUUAAAUAAAGAGUACGGGAGCUUAUUUUCUUCAUUAAUUACAGGAUUGUAUUUGACCUUCAAGCUUACAUCAGUUUUGAGGAAGGUUCAACUGUUCUUUACUGCGUUGAGGGCUUUAUCACGUAAAGAAAUGCAUUAUGGUUCUUAUGCCACAUCUGAGCAGGUCAAUGCAGCAGGGGAUCUCUGUGCUAUUUGCCAGGAGAAGAUGCAUGCACCCAUUUUGCUGCGCUGCAAGCACAUCUUUUGCGAAGAUUGUGUAUCAGAAUGGUUUGAGAGAGAAAGAACAUGUCCAUUGUGCAGAGCAUUGGUAAAACCGGCAGAUAUCAGAUCGUACAGUGAUGGUUCAACUAGUUUGUAUUUCCAGUUAUUCUAACAUUUUCUGCUUGAUGAGGACCCUCGCAAACCUCUUGUACUUUGAAACGGCGCGUUGGUGUUGUGUUCAAACUUUCUCACCAUCAAAAGGCUAGUUAGAGGUGAAAAUGCAAGCCUGUUUACUGUAAUUUGUAUAAAAUACACAAUCUCUGUAGCUCUGACUGUCCAUUUACUACAUCAGUCCUCCUUUGUAUCAUAUCGCUUGUAGUCUAUUAUAACAUCAACCAAAAGUUAUAUCUGAUUGCAAAAUAAAUUGAGAUCUGCUUAUGUGAUCUCAUUAUAGAUUUGCUUCAUAA